AUGGACGGCCAUGGUCACUGCCAAGAGAACCAACAGCAGCAGCAGCGCCAGGACGGCGCGGUUUCACCUGAGUCUCAAUCGCCCGCCCUUUCUUUCAGUGGACUGUCGUAUGAAGAAUGCAGGAGCGUGUUCUUCUCACCCAAUGCCCGUAGCUCUACCGACCCUCAUCUGCCAUCUUUCUGGUUCCAUCCUACCACCCACCACACUGCUGUCCUCGCUUCCACUGCCGCCUCCAAUGCUCCCUUCUCCAGGUCGCCUUUCUCCGCUGCCACUUCUCCCCCCAAAGUUGCUGCUCUCCCAAAUUUCAUUCCUGUUCCCAAUACCGCCGCUCUCUCAAAUGACUCUGUGGCGACCAACACAGCGACAUACGCCAGAGCAGCAGCGCUCAGCCUGCCCAUGAAGAGAGCACGGGAGGAGAUGAGCUCUCUCACGGCCAACCAGCCCCUCCUGUCGAAUGCCUCCCGGGAUGAGCUUGGGCUGCCUCGUCGUGUGGCACAGCGGCCUCAGUCCCUAAGGGAGCUGCUUCAGCUGCGCGGCGAGAGGUGCUGGCAGCAGCAAGCUCUGUGGCCUGCGGUGGGGUCGGAGAGAGCCUGGUUUGCCCAUCUGCUGCUGGAGGAGCGUCGCCAGCAGCAAGUGGAGAAUGGCGCGGUGCAGCGGGUGUUGUGGCCGCGCGUUGGGUCGGAGAGUGCCCUUCCAGACGACGUGCUGCUGGGGUGCAGCAGCGACGACCCCGCCUUCAUCCAGCGCUCUGCUCUGUCUGCUCCUCCGCCCACCCAGCCACACGCAGCGCUGCCAGCGCCAAUGCCCUCCCAACUCGCUGCCGGGCCUUAUUCUGCUCUGUGCAUUGAUGAUUUCAAGCCCUGCAUUGGCGAUUCCAAGCCCUGCUGUGGGGAUGUGGCUCCGUGCGUUGAAGAUGCGCCCCCUGCUGACGCCCGUGCUGCUGUACAGCAGCUGGCCCAGUCCGUCGACUCCUGCAGCCAGGAGCACGGCAACAGCUACGCGCAUGACAGCAAGAGCGAUGUGCAUGCACACGGCAGCAGUAACCACGACAUCCCAGUGCAGGGCAACAGCAAUGUGCCCUACGGCAGGAGCGAGAGCCUCUUUCUCGACGCGCCCGUCUCCCACCUGUGCCUCGCUGAGCCUGCCUCCACGCCCCUGACAGGUGAGAGCCCGGCACCUCCAGGGGGUGGGGUGGCUCUGCCGGAGUGGGCGGUGGAGCAGGGCGGGACCCACGAGGGAGGUGUUCAAUCACACAAGGAUCAUCGGCAGCUCCUGGGCGGUCAUCACCGGCAACAACUGAGCAGUCACCAGUUGCAGCAUCUGAGCAAUUACCAGCAUUGCCCUCAUGUGAUUGCCCUGCCGACCCCCGUGAAGAGAGCGGUGGGCGACGUUGGUGAUGCCCUGGGAGGUGAUUCUGCUUCCUGGGAGAGCUCCUUCCCUCCCGGGCUCAAUUCAGAUGUGCCUUCUGCAAGCAGUCUGCUUGGGCUCGGAGAAACAGCUGAUUUGAAGGUGGAGGACGGCUGGAGAAUGGACAUGCCUGGUGUCAACUCUGUGCCGGAGCAUGGCAGCACGGCAGCGGGGGUGCGCACGUCGCAACUGCUGCGCGUCCUGGCGGGGGAAACCGGCGGAGGUGGGGGCAGCGCGGGUGAGGGGAGCGCGAAUCGACUGCACUUCAUGAGCCCGGCGAGGAGAAACGUGUAUUCGCAGGAGCUGGAGGCAGCAGGCAUUGCCACGUACCAGUGUGCGCCCAACAGGUGCCUCGAUGGGGGCAGCAGGCAUUGCCACAUACCAGUGUGCGCCCAACAGGUGAUAUUUCAGGUGCCUCGAUGGGGGCAGCAGGCAUUGCCACGUACCAGUGUGCGCCCAACAGGUGAUAUUUCAGGUGCCUCGAUGGGGGCAGCAGGCAUUGCCACGUACCUGUGUGCGCCCAACAGGGCGGCGGAGUUCCACGCGGUGCUGGACGCCGUGCACCCCACCAUUGCCGUCUUUGACAGGUUCACGAGCGAGGAGGCCUUUUCCUUCCGCGUGAGGCAGCGCUGCCCCGCCUGUCUGCUCGUGCUCGACACACAGGACCUGCACUUCCUCCGGGUGGGUAACGUGCGGCAGGCGGGGCGGCAGCAGGUGAUAUCUGAGGGGGUCUCUAUCAGGGACGCGCUACACCACGUACCUGAUACAAGAAGCAGGGAGCUGCUGCGCGAACUGGCAUCCAUGCACCGCUGUGACCUCACUCUGCUGUGUUCACAGGCGGAGCUCGCUCUCCUCGCGCGCUGCUACGCCUUCCCGCCCCACAAGCUUGCCCUCGCCUCCUUCUUCUAUGAUUCACCCGAGACAGUGCCAGGUGGGGCAGUGGGAGGUGGGGCAGUGGGAGGUGGGGCGGACAGGAUCGCAGGUUCCACCUCCCCCUGUGCCGCCCCCACACCGUCCCCCUGGGAGCAGCGGCAGCACUGUGUCGUGCUGGGCACGUUCCGCCACGCGCCCAACGUGGACGCUGUCUCCUGGCUCGCCUCCCACGUCUGGCCUCUCAUUCGCGCCCAGCUACCAAUGGCAGAGUGCCACGUGUACGGCUCCUACGUCACAGCAACCAUCUCGUCCCUGCACGACCCCUCCUCUGGCUUCAUCAUUCGCGGCCACGCCCCCUCCCUUCACAUGCUCGCCUCCUACCGAGUGCUGCUGGCGCCGCUGCGCUACGGGGCGGGCAUAAAGGGCAAGGUCCUCGACAGCUGGCGCCACGGCACGCCCGUCGUCACCACCCCCAUCGGCGCCGAGGGCAUGGGCGGUGGGGGGGGAGGGGAAGGGGGGGAAGAGCCAGGGGAGGGGGACAAGGGGAUGACAGAGGGGGCGGGAGAAGGGGAUGGGGGGAAGCAGGGGGGCGGGCCUCAGCAGUGGGAGAGGGGGCAGCAGUGGGGGGGGCUGUGUGGGGCGGGGGAUGCGGAGGCGUUAGCAGCGGAUGCGGUGCGGCUGUACAGCGACCCUCACCUCUGGACCACUUGUCAAUCCGCGGGCCGCACCAUCCUCCACCAGCAGUUUGGCAUGCUCUCCAACGCACCCGCGCUGCUUGCCGCUCUGUCUGCUGCCAAGAAAAACAUGCGUGAUAACAGAAUGCGUGACUAUACUGGGGCCAUCUUGUGGCAUGACAGCAACAGGGCGACCGAGUAUUUUUCGCGGUGGAUUGAGCUCAAAGAAAUGGGUGCAAGAUCACCACAGUGA
Molecule: messenger RNA, 3207 nt
Organism: Closterium sp. NIES-65
Lineage: Eukaryota; Viridiplantae; Streptophyta; Zygnematophyceae; Desmidiales; Closteriaceae
Source: the annotation of a GenBank genome assembly